Messenger RNA from Rotaria socialis, 2556 nucleotides. NCBI's taxonomy places the organism in Eukaryota, Metazoa, Rotifera, Eurotatoria, Philodinida, Philodinidae. The record is from the annotation of a GenBank genome assembly.
AUGUCUUGUGAAUCUGAUCAUAUUUGGACUAGUUUGGAUAAUGGAGUCGAAGACUUCGUUCUUGUCUGGUUGGACACGCGUACAUCAAAAACUUUAGCAACUGAAGAAACACACGCUGAUGUUAUGAAGCGUCAGUCUCAAUUAGAAGCGAUCAUUAGCUUUACUCGAACGUUUAAUGAUCCUGAAGAAUGCCGUAUGUUUAUCGAAUCUUCAAAAACUGAAAAAGUCUUUCUUAUUACUUGUGGCUACUUGGGUGAAUCGCUUAUCCCAAAAGUGCAUGAAUUACCGCAUCUCGCAGUCAUUUAUAUUUUUUGUAUCCAUCAGCAACAGCAUUCCACUUGGGCAAAGUCAUAUAAUAAAAUUCGAGCCGUCUGUGGGACAACAAAUGAACUACUCGCUGCUUUGACUCGGGAUGUAUCAAUGUCUACGAAAAACUUGACUCCUCUAAGCAUAUUCAGUGCCGAUCUGAGUAAAGAAGUUUCAUUGCGUUCUCUUAACGUCGAAGAAAAGCGCUUUAUGUGGUUCCAGUUGCUACUACAAGUACUUCUUCGGAUGCCUCCCAAUGAGAAUGCACGUAAUGAUAUGCGAAAUGAAUGUGAACGAGCGUAUCGGGGUAACGUAGUCGAACUCGCAAAGAUCGAUGAAUUUUUUCGAACUUAUUCACCGGAAGAUUGUAUUCGUUGGUAUACAAAAGAUUCAUUUAUUUAUCGGCUGCUUAAUAAAGCUUUUCGUACUGAGAAUAUUGAUAUCAUUUUCAAAUUUCGAUUUUUUAUCGUUGACCUUCAUGAUGCACUCAAAAAACUGCAUCAACCGUUUACAGGCAUUCUUUGGCGUGGUCAAACCAUGUCUGUUGCCGAACUGCAGAUAUUGAAGGAGAGUAAAGACAAAUUUGUUUCCGUCAAUACAUUCUUUUCCACCACCAAAUCAUCCAAUGAUGCACUAUCGUUUAGUGGUGAGGUCACUGAUUCACCUCGAUUGAUAUCUGUUGUUUUCGAAAUAGAUGUCAAUGAACAUUUAUAUGAUACAGCGCCUUUUGCCGACAUUAGCCAUUUGAGUACUAUGCCAAAAGAAGGAGAAGUACUAUUCGCCAUGAAUACAAUUUUUCGUUUGACCGAUGUCGAACAAUGUGGCAGCAUUUGGACAGUAUAUCUUACUUUAAGUAAUGACAGUGAACAAAGUUUAAAAAGCCUGGUGGAUCAUUUUAAAAAGGAAAUUAUCCAAGAGCAAAUGCCACCGUUACUCAUGCUAGGAGAAUUUCUUUGGAAAAUGGGAGAGCAUAAUCGAGCAGAACGCUACUAUCGAAUGCUUUUAAGAGAAAUAUCACCUAGCCAUGAAAUUGUCGGCAAAAUUUACAACAAUAUUGGAUUGAUAGCUAUGGAAGGCGAUAAAAGUCGUGAGGCAAUGCACUACUUCAAUGAAGCUUUACGUCUGCAAGAAUCAACAGAGACAUUGGAUCUAGCUGAAACAUACAGUAACAUUGCGCUCCUUUAUGAUAUGAAGGAAGAAACGAAACAGGCGAUGUCGUACAAUGAAAAAUCCUUGAAGAUUCGCUUGCGACUUUUGCCACAUGACCAUGCACUUGUUGCAGUGACAUACAAUAAUAUUGGUAUGGUCCAUUUUCAUCAGCAUGACUAUGAAAAAGCGCUUACCUACUUUGAAAAAAGCCGUUCAAUCGAUUGUAUUGCUCUCGGCUCAUCCGAUCAUUUCGAUCAUGCCACAACUUUGAGUAAUAUUGGCCUAGUACAUUUAGAGCAAGGUCAUUAUGAGCUUGCACUGCAGUUCUUAAAAGAGGCUCUAGCGAUUCGCGAACACUCAUUACCAGCACAACAUCCACAAUUUGCCGAAACUUACAAUAACAUAGGUUCUACUCAAGAGCAACUUGGUGAGCUAAACGAGGCAUUAGCCAUGUUCGAAAGGGGCCUUGAAGUACGGCUUGCUACUUUACGACCUGAGCAUCCUGAAAUCGCUGAAUCCUAUAAUAAUCUUGCUAAUGUUCUUGAAACUUUAGGCAGACCUGAUGAGGCUUUGGCAAACUAUUUCAAAGCACUAAAAAAUAUCUAUGGUACAUCUCCAAAAGCUAUGAGAUCACGAGCUUUGUACUUUAAUAAUAUCGGCGAACACUUUUCCGAUGAAGAGAAUUUUGUUGAAGCUCUCAAGUAUCAUCAAAAAGCCUUGAGGAUACGACUUCGACUUUUUUCCCGGAAGAAAGAUCCAGAUCUGGCCAUGAGUUACAAUAAUAUUGGUUUGCUCUUUUAUUAUCAGUAUGAGUUUAAAAAAGCACUGCGCUAUCAUUUUCGAGCAUUGGCUAUUCGUCGUGAAGUGCAUCAACCUGAGCAUCCUCUAGUCGCUUUGUCCUUGUUUAAUAUUGGGCUGGUCUACUUUGAGACAAAUGAAUAUGAAACAUCCCUUGAUUAUCUACGACAAGCACUGGAUAUUGAAACACGAACAUUGCCAGCUGGACAUAAGAGAAUUAAAAACACCACAGAGCUGAUAACUUUGAUCACACAAAAAGUAGCAAAGAAAAUAAAGCCUCCAACAAAAAAAACUUUAAACUAG